CACGGCGCUGCACGGAACGGGGCGCCGGGCCCGGUGUCUGCAGCCCGGCGCGUCCGAGCGCGCGGUGCCGGGGGUUGCUUGGAGCUGCGCGGGCCUCUGGGCGAGGACUGGCAGGAGCAUGGCCAGCGUGCUUUCCCGACGCCUGGGCAAACGCUCCCUUUUGGGAGCCCGGGUGCUGGGUCCUGCUGCCUCUCUGGACCCUCAGGCUGAGCCCUCGGAGGGCCUCCCUGCAACUGUCAAGGACUCAUCUUGCCAUGAACCACCCAGGGAAGUCUCCAGGAGUGUGGGACCUGUCCCCCUGCUCCCCACGGGCAUCCAGCAGGUAUGGCCCGAGGGCCCAAGGCCAGUGGAGCAGGUGGCCACAAGGGAGCGGAGAUGUGGGGCCGAGGAGAUGUGGUCAGCAGAGACACGGGCUCCCCAGGAUCUGGGCUCCCAGACCCCUGUCUACAGACCUGUGUCCAGGAACAUUGAUGUCCCAAAGAGGAAGUCAGAUGCAGUGGACAUGGAUGAGAUGAUGGCAGCCAUGGUGCUUACCUCGCUGUCCUGCAGCCCCGUGGUGCAGAGUCCGCCGGCGCCCGAGGCCAGCUUCUCAGUGCCCCGCACAACCUGUGACCCCUGGAAGGAGAGCGGGGACUUGUCGGAUGGUGGCAGCAGUACUACAAGUGGACACUGGAGCGGGAGUAGUGGCGUCUCGACCCCGUCACCCCCACACCCACAGGCCAGUCCCAAGUACCUGGGCGAUGCCUUUGGCUCCCCCCAGACUGAUGCCGGCUUUGAGACAGACCCCGACGCCUUCCUGUUAGACGAGCCAGCACCCCGCAAAAGAAAGAACUCUGUCCGGGUCCUGUACAAGUGCUUGUGGCCUGGCUGUGGGAAGGUUCUGCGUUCCAUCGUGGGCAUCAAGAGACAUGUGAAGGCACUCCAUCUGGGGGACACCGUGGACUCGGAUCAGUUCAAGAGGGAAGAAGAUUUUUACUACACGGAAGUGCAGGCGAGGGAAGGGCCUGAGCCCGCACCUGCUCCUGGGGUGGCCAGUCCACCCUUCGCUCUUCUCCCCCCACCGCCGCCCCCCAUGCAGCUCUCGGCACCCGAGCACCGGAGCCUGGAGUCCUGCCUUCCCCGAGCCUCUCUCAGCAAGUCGGCCCCCGGCUCCUUCUGGCACAUUCAGGCCGACCAUGCCUACCAGGCUGUGCCGUCUUUCCAGAUCCCUGUGUCGCCCCACAUCUACACCAGCAUCAGCUGGGCCGCCCCGCCCACGGCUUCCUCCCUCUCUCCGGUCCGGAGCCGGUCGCUUAGCUUCAGCGAGCCCCAGCCCCCGCCUUCCACCAUGAAAUCUCACCUGAUUGUCACUUCUCCACCCCGAGCCCAGAGCAGCACUAGGAAAGGCCGUGGUGAGGCCAAGAAGUGCCGCAAGGUGUACGGCGUGGAGCAGCGGGCACAGUGGUGCACGGCCUGCCGCUGGAAGAAGGCAUGCCAGCGUUUCCUGGACUAGCUGCACUGCACACACCCCGAAGGCUACGGCCGGACCUGGGGCCUCGGGGCUCUCGUAGCUGAUGUCUGACUCCCGGAUACAGCCCCUGCCACACAUGAACUUUGUAUUUUUGUUUUUUUAAAGAAAGGAAUUAUUUUUUCCCUAAAAUCAGGAGCGAGCCCCAACUUACAACUUACUGGGGUGUUCUGUCGCAACUCAGAGACCAAAGAAUGACCAUCCCU
This is a messenger RNA of Suncus etruscus (white-toothed pygmy shrew), 1713 nucleotides long. It is a transcript of the gene ZNF395, whose product is annotated as zinc finger protein 395. The transcript is spliced from 10 exons. The record is from RefSeq and is a predicted model, not a curated record. Gene Ontology annotation, molecular function: DNA-binding transcription factor activity; RNA polymerase II cis-regulatory region sequence-specific DNA binding. Gene Ontology annotation, biological process: regulation of transcription by RNA polymerase II. NCBI's taxonomy places the organism in Eukaryota, Metazoa, Chordata, Mammalia, Eulipotyphla, Soricidae. Gene Ontology annotation, cellular component: nucleus. Bases 119 to 1492 code for a protein of 457 amino acids.